AUGGAGCUGCAAGCAGCUAAUGAACUAUUGGCGCUGCUGAAGCCUAAGCUGGAGAGAAGAGAGAAAGAAAGAAAAGUAAGUUCAGAGUCGCAGGAGCAAAACCUGAGAGGUGAGCUGCCUGGGCCUGCGGGCCUGGUGUCACCGAGAAGGGCCUGCCCGCCUCCGCAGGCUCCACCUUGCCAGAAACCCCGAUCUCCGGGGUGGAGAAAGGGCCGGGCCGCUGACAUUAUAACGUCCGCAGGUCCCGGGAUUGGGACACGCCACCACCUGAGUGCAGGCGGCGCGGUGGGCGUGCAGCCCGCCGCCCGCAAUGGCCUCCGGACGCCACGCUGGGGAGCGUCCAGGCGGCCGGGUGGGGCCCCGCGCCCCGUCAGUUACCCGGCAUGUGCGCCGCGGGUGGGGCCGCUGUUGGCCGACGUCCCGGCCGGCCGGGUGUUCGUCCCGCCAGCCGGGGCCGCUCGCACCGCCUCUGCCUUCCGCUGCCCCCGACGGCUCCGGCGGCCGGCUGGAGGGCGCACGGGCGGCCUGAGCAGUAAUAUUGUUGCUUCAGGAAAAUUCAUUAUUUUACACCUUCACACAUGUUGUCCAGGAAUAUCUCCCCAAGGCUUGGUUAUUUGCAGAAUAGGAAGACUCAGGCAGGCUUGCUUUGUGUCGUAUCAGCCCAUUCCUAGUCACGCUGACCGGAACAAAAGGGGAUAUCUGAUCCAGCCCGUCCGACUGAGCUCCUUCUUCUACUCCAAAUCCCUUCUGAGUUGGGGCUAAAAGUCUGGGUCUGUUGGCACUAUACCCAUAGGUCAUACAGACUGGGAAGACUGAGGCUGCUAUUUCUGAGUGGUCUUGAUGGGCAACAUGCAAACUUCAGAGGCUGGUCUGUAGACACCGGAAGAGAAGCAGAGAGGAGAGACUUGGUUUCUCCAGUGAAAGCGCAGGAGACAGCAAGCACGCAUGGUUCUUGCCCCCAUUUUCCUGUUCUUCUCACCCAGGAGAUUGCCUUUUGCAUCUUACCCUUUUUUGGAGCUAGUAUGGUUUUCUUGUCCUUACAACUAAAAGACCCUUGACUAAGAUACACAACAUUAUCUAUAAUGUUGAAUAGCUUAACUCAACUUUGGACAAUUUCACUUUGGAAUACCUGGACCACAGGUUUACCUAGAACCAUGAAGCUCUAGAAAGAAGAGUCCAUUUAUUUAUGGUUUUGUUUUAUAUAAUGAAAGGAUUAUAAAUAUCUUUCCUAUCAACUAAAGGUCACCUCCUCAAAAUACAAAAAUAAAUUCUCACUGAAUUAAAUUUUAAUUUUUUGUAUAGGUGUGAAAAUUCUAAAGUGACAAUUCUAAAUUGUCAACUUUUAAAAAUGAUUCUUCCCUCUAGCUUUUUUUUUUCAAUAAGUUCAUUCAAUAAGGCACUAGCUCUCAAAUUUUCAAGAUUCAUAGUGUUCAACUACCAAAUACAGGUGUUUGAUGUGUGUGUGUGUGUGUGUAUGUGUGUGUGUGUGUGUAUAUAUAUAUAUGCACAUAUAGUAUAUAUAUGUUGUCUUUAGACAUAUAGAUCUAUAAAUAUAUUCAGACUUCUGUGCUAAGUCUCCAACUUUAUUCCAUAGUUCAAACAAAUUUGACAUAAUUUCAUCCUUAGGAAGAGUUGACAAGAGAAGUACAAAUAAGUUUUUCCUGAAUCACUUGAGGCUAAGUGGGCUAUACAAUGUCCUAGCUGCAGAUCCUUUAGUGUGUGACUGCUACAAUAAGGAUAUUCCCCUACAUACCCACAAUUCAAUUAAUAAAAUCAGGAAAUAUAACACUGCUGCAUUUUUACCACCUGAUCUACAGACUCCAAUUGAAGUUCUUUAGUUUUCCCAAAUAUGUCCUUCCAACAAAAGGGUCCUGACUCCCACUGUCCUCAUAAUACAUCCUGAUGGUAUUAAGCCCCUUUAUGUAACCAAUCUCUUGUCUCCAUCUUGACCUCUUUGCAGAUGCCCCAGAUAAUAGCUCUGGCUCUAAUAAUCUGAGUGGGGUCACCAUCCAACUCCUAGAUGGAUGCUGUCUUUGUCCCCCUUGGGGACUCAACACACCAUGCUAAGCCACCACUACCACCACCCUCCUGGCAUGGACACCUCCUCACCCCUUUCAGGCCAUGCUGAGCUGCACCCUGACUCCCCUGCUUAUAGGACCCACCUAAAGCUUUUGUUCUGAUUUACUCAGGGAACAGAAAGCAUGAGGGAAACUUCACAGUUUUGAAAUUCAGGUGUAAUUGCCUCACUUGAUGCUAAAAAGUGGGUUAUUAAUAAAUAAAUCACAAUUUCUCGUUGACCUACAUUACUCAUUUGGGAUUUGGUCUAAAAUUGGGCAUAUGAGUAAUAAGAAAUUUAAAGCCAUAAAAUAUUCUGUCAAGAAUGAUGUUUAAAUAAAUCACAGAAAGUACAAUCUGUA
This is a messenger RNA of Manis pentadactyla (Chinese pangolin), 2417 nucleotides long. RefSeq lists its product as uncharacterized. The transcript has 4 exons. The record is from RefSeq and is a predicted model, not a curated record. NCBI's taxonomy places the organism in Eukaryota, Metazoa, Chordata, Mammalia, Pholidota, Manidae. The coding region runs from base 1 to 762 and encodes 253 amino acids.